Hemicordylus capensis (graceful crag lizard) is the source of this 6474-nucleotide messenger RNA. RefSeq names its product serine/threonine-protein phosphatase 4 regulatory subunit 1-like. Gene Ontology annotation, biological process: protein dephosphorylation. The record is from RefSeq and is a predicted model, not a curated record. Gene Ontology annotation, molecular function: protein phosphatase regulator activity. Lineage: Eukaryota; Metazoa; Chordata; Lepidosauria; Squamata; Cordylidae. The coding region runs from base 362 to 3202 and encodes 946 amino acids. The transcript is spliced from 20 exons.
CGGUCACCUGACUGGGCCUCUCCGCCCCCUUCAGUGACACGGCAGGAGAGAGGCAGGGAAGGAGGAGGCGGGGCCUCUUGGUGUGCUUUCCUGUCAGUAAUACCCCAAUAGUAAUAGUGGUGCCUUCUGGAAAAAAAAUGAGCGAGAGAUGUGUGCGCGCGAGCAAAGGCUUGGGCAAUAAGGGGGAGCUGUUGCUCGAGGUGAUGAUGUACCCCUGAGGGAGGCGGCGGCGGCGGCCCUCUGCCUGCGCUGGGGUGUGUGGCUCGGCGGAGGAUCAGGCAGCUCCGGCGGCUCCUCCUCUGCACGCCCAGAUCUCCUCCUCUCCUCCUCCUCCUUCCUGCCCACCAAUGUCCCUUUCAAAAUGGCUGGGAUCCCUUUGUAUUUUGUGGAUUUGCAGGAUGACUUAGAUGAUUUUGGAUUUGAAGACUAUGGACCAGAUUGUGAUAGCAUGAGGAUAACUGCGUUUUUGGACAUUCCUGGGCAGGAUAACUUGGCUCCACUUGCACGUCUGGAAAAAUAUGCUUUUAGUGAUAAUAUAUUUAACAGGCAAAUAAUUGCCAGAGGUCUACUUGAUGUCUUUCGAGAUUUCAGUCAUAAUGAAGAAGAUUACUUGACAGUAAUGGCGAUAGUGGUCCGGCUCUCUGAAGAUACAGAGCCUACUGUACGGACAGAACUAAUGGAACAGUUACCACCCAUUGCCAUUUUUCUACAGGGGAGCCGACCAAACUUUCCCACAGCCUUUUCUGAAUAUCUUAUGCCCAUUGUGGUGAGAUACCUUACAGAUCCAAAUAACCAGGUUAGAAAAGCAAGCCAGGAAUCACUGCUGAUAUUAUUGGAACAAGGUCUUAUUGCUCAAAAUGAUAUUGAAGAUAAAGUAUGCCCAAUCCUUUUGGAUCUCUCUGCUCCAGAUAGUGAUGAUGAAUACAAAAUGGAAGCUGUAAAUAUAAUAUGCAAAAUGGCUUCCAUGGUGAACAGAUCAACUGUUGAACGCUUGCUUCUUCCCCGAUUCUGUGAGCUUUGUGGUGAUGGGAAACUCUUUCAAGUCCGGAAGGUUUGUGCAGCAAACUUUGGUGAUAUUUGCAAUGCUGUUGGGCAAGACGCCACAGAAAAGAAUUUGAUUCCAAAGUUUUUUGAGCUCUGCUCUGAUAGCGUUUGGGGUAUGCGGAAAGCUUGUGCAGAAUGCUUUAUGGCUGUCUCCUACACCAUUUCACCUGAAGUUCGGAGGAGCAAGUUGUCUCCCCUUUUUAUCAGUCUCAUCAGUGACCCCUGCAGAUGGGUUCGUCAAGCUGCUUUCCAGUCCCUUGGGCCAUUUAUUUCUACUUUUGCAAACCCUUCUAGCGCUGGUCUCUACAUUCGGGAGGAUGGGACUCUCAGUAUUCGUCCUUCCAGCCCAUGUCUAAUGGGCAACAAUGCACACAACAGGCUUUCCAGUGCUUCUCUUAUCAGUUCAGAGGAUCCCGUGGAAAAUAAAUCUGAAUCUUUGGCCGAGGAGCUUUCUGCUAGCUGCCUGCCUUGUUCUGAGAAUUUUCAUUCAGACGCACAAGAAAGUUCAUCCGUGCAUGUUAGUUCUGGAGUAGAUCAGACUAGAUUGACUCAGAGUGACAAUAUUGGUCCUUGUGUGACAUACAAUAUUAAAGAAUGUCAAGUCAACAAUUGCCAGGGAAUUAACUCAAGAAUCCAUGCUGCAGAAGAUGUGUUUAAUACUUUCUUAUACUGGCGACGUCCUCUUCCUGACAUAAGCCAAGAUUUGGAGCUGCUUCAGUACAAAACAGAGAUGCAUGAAGAGAACUGUUCGGUGUCAGAGGCUCUUUGUAAUAACUGUGUUGCAAGCAGUGAAAUUAAAAAAGUCCUGCAGAGUUUGCAGGAACACAUGGAUGAUCCAGAUGUUCAAGCUCAGGUUCAAGUACUCUCAGCAGCACUCCGAGCUGCUCAUCUUGAUUCUGUCAGUGACUAUGAGAUCAAGCAAAAUGAAGAAAUUAAUGGUAACCACCAGGAAGAUGCGUCCAGUUUAGACCCUGAUCCCAGCACAAUGCAUGAGAGCACCUCGUCUUCAUUGCCAAGUCAGUGUGAGGAGAUAAACCCAUCCAGUCUGACUAUAAUAAAAAAUAUGGACACAGAAGAGCAACACAAUGGGGCCAACAAAACUUCAGAGACAGAAGAGAAUGAUCUACACCUUGAAGAAGAUAAAUCAAAAUUACAGGAUAUCAUACCUCAGCCUUUAUUGGACCAGUAUUUAUCGAUGACAGACCCUGCUCGUGCACAGACUGUUGAUACCGAAAUAGCAAAGCACUGUGCAUACAGUCUUCCUGGUGUGGCCUUAACACUGGGCAGGCAGAACUGGCAUUGUUUGAAAGACACUUAUGAGACCUUGGCAUCUGAUGUACAGUGGAAGGUGCGUCGGACGCUUGCUUUCUCCAUUCACGAGCUGGCUGUUAUUCUGGGAGAUCAGCUCACGGCGGCAGACCUAGUGCCUAUCUUCAAUGGCUUUUUAAAGGAUCUGGAUGAAGUGCGCAUUGGAGUCCUUAAACAUCUCUAUGACUUCCUUAAGUUGCUUCACACUGACAAAAGACGUGAGUACCUUUACCAGCUUCAAGAAUUUGUGGUUACAGAUAACAGCAGGAAUUGGAGGUUUCGUUAUGAACUUGCAGAGCAACUAAUUCUGAUACUGGAACUCUACAAUCCUCAUGAUGUGUAUGACUACUUAAGGCAUAUUGCACUAACACUCUGUUCGGAUAAAGUCUCUGAAGUCCGGUGGAUCUCCUUCAAACUGGUUGUAGCAAUAUUACAGAAAUUUUAUGCCAACAAGGCAAGCUCUCUGGGAUUAAAUUUUAUUAAUGAGCUGAUAAUGAGAUUCCGCCAUUGUUCCAAGUGGGUUGGAAGACAAGCAUUUGCUUUCAUCUGCCAGGCAGUGGUGGAAGAGGAGUGCAUGCCCGUUGACCAUUUUGUGGAACACCUGUUACCCAGCCUUCUAAGUCUGGCUUCUGAUCCUGUGCCAAAUGUACGGGUUCUGCUUGCCAAAGCUUUGAGGCAAACAUUGUUGGAGAAAGCUUAUUUUAGAAGCGUGGGCAACCCUCAUCUUGAAGCUGUUGAAGAAACUGUUCUAGUUCUGCAGGCAGACAGGGACCAAGAUGUUUCUUUUUUUGCUACCAUUAAACCAAAAUACAAUAAUAUACACAUUACUUCACUUGUAAAACAAAACUAACUUUGUUUGCCUUUGUGGACUACAAAACAAUUACUCAGCUAACAGGUACCUGUUUCAGAAACUAACCUGGUGGAAGACCACAUCAAGCAACCAAUGCAACCCAAGAGAAAAGGGCUUGUUCUUAAUCUUGUCACUGAAAUGAGUUCACCUUUUACAAACCAACUGACAAUAUUGAUAUGGAAUACUCACCAAUUGCACUUUUUUUGCUUCUCCUUUCAUGAACAUGAGUAGUAACACUCAUCUCAACGAAGUGUCCAGUAUUCUGUGAAUCUGCCCAUGUGGAAUAGCACAUGUUCAAAGCUUCAGCAUCAUCUCAGAAAACAGGAAUAUGCCUUUCUAAACACACUGACUCAGAUAAAAGAGAAAGCAGUGAUUGCUUGACUGCCAGUUCAGAGUGGCACACAGACUUGGGCUAAUGCUUGUGUUGUCAGUGAACAUAAAAAUGUGGCUUGUCUGUUCUGUUGUGAAUUGUUGUAUAGUUUUAUGGCAUCACACUUUAUUAUAUUAAUUCACUCAAAGCAUACAUACGUGCAUCAGAAACUUUGCAAAUGUCAGAAAACUUGAAUCUAUAUCUGUAACAGAACAAGUCAUUCUUAAAUAAUGCAGCACAGUUUAGUGAGGUUUUUAAAAUGACAGAGGGCUUCACUUCAUGAAUUGUUGCAUUUUGUGGGAGAGAGAGAGAGAGAGAGAGGGGCACUGUAGUGGUCACUUUCCUUCAUUCCUGGUUUUUCUGCUCAGUCUCUUUCUGCUAGAGUUGUGAUAUAUGUAUUCAUGUAAGCUGUUUUUCAAACAACUAACUGAAGCUAUAGUACAUUUGUUGGACCUACCCCAUAGUAAGUGGUUUGGGGCUUGUGGUUAUAAACUGUUAGCCCUUCAGUGGUGGAAUGUGGUUGAGAUUUGUGUUAAAGUUUUUGUGAAGCCUCUUACAGUCUGAGCUGUAGCCACUUGGGAGCCACAGAGUGAAGUUAGGGAAGUAAAUUGAGAUAACACAUUUUACUGGUAUACGGUUCAGAUUCAGAGUUCUUAGAAUCUGGGUCUCUGUACUUUGGGAAUGAGAGUUCUUUUUCUGAAGAUCAGUGGGAAUACAAUCGCUAUAGAUUGUAGUGCUCAGCUUCUUAAUAGGUUAUUGCCCAGGAUCCAAAGGGCUACCCAUAGUUUUCUGUGCACGCAUGGGGGAUUUCCAUCCACUCCCUUCUUACUGCAUCUCCCUCCCUCUGAAAAACCGCCUCUGAAGGUCAGAAGACACUAGAGAGACAUUCCAUUUGGUGUGAAGGGCUUCUGCCAGAAGGCAAAACCAGCAAAGCUCCCUGUCUGCAUUUGGAGGCACUUUGCAAUAACACCAGACUUGUGGGGAUCCAGAGAGGCUUGUAUAUGCAUGAGGACUAUGGUUAAAAUAACGUGAUGUUGUGUUUCUCAUUACCUUGGACUGGAUAUAAAUGGGAGAAAAAGAUAUAACUGGGAAAAGAAAGAUGGAGAAAGAUCAAUGUCAAGCUACUAGGAUACUACAUUAUGUGGAAGAGUCUUGGAAAAUAAGGAGACCCGCUUCACUUAGGGCUAUAUCACAUGUCACAUUCCCAGCUCAAGGAUUACACCUGCAAGAGAGUCCUGUCUUCAAAUAAACUGAAACCUGUGAAUACACAAUAUAUACAACUUCUCUUGGGACAUUUAGAAACAGAUCUCAUGGAAGCAAAUUAUAUGUAUAACACAGGCGUUCAUUAAGGAUUGCUUAAGGGAGUGAUCGAUGCUGAAAUUAAAUGUUAACUUAUGACUGGGCAUAUAUACAAUAGUUGUAUAACUGGAUCCUCUUCAGGUUUCCUUUCCUGGACUCUGCAGCAUUUAGGUAUUUAAAUGCAGAAAACCUCACAAAUCUCUGGCUGUUCUCUUUGAGCAUAACUGGCUCUCAAAUAAUGAAUGUCUGAAAUGUGUUGUAGACAAGCAAUUCUCUCAUUUUAAGGCAAGUAAAUAUAGAGUACACGAGUAAAUAUUGUGCACACGAGCAGCCCAGCCUGGGUUGGGCUGCUCGUGUGUAGAGCUGGGAUCGAGGCUGAUCCUAGUGCUGCCUCCCCCGGAAACCUGGGUUCUAAACCCAGCCUUUAACUUGGGUUAACCGAGGUAGUAUGUAUACUCAGGCAGCACACAGUCCAAGCACACCCACAGUCUGGCACCAAGAGUGGCCGGCUUGAGGGGGAAUCCCUCAGUGCACUGUGCUGCUAGUGCAGUGGGAUUCCUAGAGGCUGGGACUAAUUUUCCUGGCCUCCAGAGAUCUGUGCUACUCGGAGCAGUCAGGAUCAUGUGUGUACAUGGAAGUAUACUGAAAGGGAGAGUAAAGAUAAUCCAGCAGGGAGGUGGUUCCCCCAUGCCUGCCCUUCUCGCAACUGCCACGGUCGUGUGCAUGACCUCAUAUUCUGUUUGGCAUUUGUCUGGUAUCUAAGUAGGUCACAAAAAUGUUCACUUAAACAUCUUUGUUCCAUUAAGUGGUUGUCCUGUCUCUGGAUUGUCAGGUUGGUUCCUAGUAAGGUUUUUUUCUCUGCUUGAUUUUAAAAAAUUGUUUAAUUUUCCACAAUUGCCUACCAAACUCUGGAGAUAAUCCUAUGAGAGAUUGUGCUCCAGCUCUGCAAUACGGUGUCUGGCAUUUGUAAUCACAUUAUUUGCUUUGCAAGACCCUAAAAUAGUUUCUAAAAUCACCUAGAAAUGUAUCCUUGCUGUUUCUGUAUAAAACGUCUAAACUCUGUGAAUUCUGCAACUUGGUUCUACACUCAAAUGUGUUAAUGUUUGGAUCAAAAAUGCCUCUUCAAUGCAAAUGAAUUUUUUAUGACUGCAGUUUCUCCACAAAAAUGUCAAUUUUUUUUGUAGUUUUAAUAUCUUUUUCUAAUGCUAACAUUAUACAAGUAUUUUUUAACACCUUGAAUUUUUCUAAAAUUGUUCUAACCAUUUUUUGUUGACCAUAGCAGGUCAUUCAAUUUUUCAGCACUGAUCUUUUUUUUUUUUUUUAGGUGUACAUAGAAAUGUUUGAAAAGAACUGUAAAUAGUCUGCUGUUUGGACAUUAAAAUAACCGAGUUUUGGCUGCCAUGUUGUUUAGAUUUUUAGGUCCCUUUGCUAAACUAGCCUAUUAAAUAUCAUAAACUUCCAUGUGUCUUUAGAAAGUUGGGAUAGUUUACAUGAUGGUAUUGUUUAGUUAGUUUCACUUGUGCAUGGAUAAGUUGCUGAAUUUAACUAUUGAAGUGACAAAUCAAAAUUUUCAUUAAAGUUAGCACCUUUUUAAUAUACAAAA